GGCCGUGAUUUCCGGGUUCUGUGUUGCUAGGGGGAAGGUGGCGCAGAGGACCUGUUGGAAAUGACGGUAGAAGAAGUCGGAUUUCAAUAUAAAGUCCAAAACAGUAAGCCUGGAAGAUAGCAAAGAAACUUCACCAGACCUGCGUGUUAAGGGGUGUGACUCACCAUGGAGUCUCUGAUGAGUGCGGUGGGCCCCCGGACCCCGGCCCUGUUGAAGAAGGCCUCUGAGGUGGACUUCCGGUCGGGGGCCACACUGGAGCAGCUGUCGGCCCAGGUGUCUGAGCUGGUCACCCUGGAACAGGGAGACUUCGGGGACCAGCUGGCCCUCGAGGUCCACACGGCCAAAGACUUCAUCUUCAACAUGCUGGGCCUAGUACAGAAGGUGGACCAGCGUCUCCCGGUGGCCAAUGAGUACCUGCUCCUGUCUGGGGGUGCCAGGGAGGGGGUUCUGGACCUCAACCCAGAGGAGCUGGGGGACUACGCCAAGGGGGCCGACUUCGACCUGGACUUCACCCUCCUGGUGCCUGCCCUCAAGCUUCAUGAUCGCAACCAGCCGGUCACCCUGGACAUGCGUCAGUCGGCCCCCUGCCACUCCUGGCUCUCCCUGCGGCUCUGCGACCCCAACACCCAGGCAAGAUGGAGGAUCUGCUGCCAGGAGGAGACAGACUUACCCCCUGAUGAUGAUGAAGAAGAGAAAAGGGAAAUGGGUCACAAAGCCUCUGGUGCAGUCCCCCCCUCCCUCUACUCGCCCCACCAGUCUCUGGAUGGCUGCUACAUGUCCCCGGCGCUGGUGGCUGACUGGUUCUGGGGAGUGGUGGGUGAGGCGGUGGACGAGCUGAGGCGUUCCCCCAAGAGAGGCAUCCCCGUCCCGGAGAGGCUGGAACGCAACGGGCCCCUGACCACCCUCAUCCUCCAGGCGGGCUCCAGCCGGGUGCUCUAUGACCUGCUGCCAGUGGUGUCCUUCCGGGGCUGGCCCGCCGUGGCCCAGGGCUGGCUGACGGCCAACCACUUCUGGGACGGGAAGAUCACGGAGGAGGAGGCCAUCUCUGGCUUCUACCUGCUGCCCUGCCCGGCUCCGCUGGGGGGGAGGCCCGACCGGGAGUGGAGGCUGGCCUUCUCACGCAGCGAGGUGCAGCUGAAGAAGUGCAUCCCGUACCCCAUGGCCCAGGCCUUCCAGGCUGCCAAGGCUGUCCUCUCCCGCCUCCUGGCUCGCCCCCGCACUGGCCUCAGCCCCUACCACCUCCGCACCCUCCUCUUCUGGGCCUGCGACCGCCUACCACCUGCCUACCUCUCCUCGCCUGACCCAGAAACCCCCGCCCGCCUCCUGCUGGGCCUCCUGGAUGAUCUGGCCCACUGCAUCCUGGGUAAGAACUGUCCCAACUACUUUCUGCCCCAGUGCAACAUGCUGGAGCACCUGUCGGACAGCCAAGCCCUGCUGGUGGCCCGGAAGCUGGCCCAUGUCCGGUCUGACCCGACCGAGCACCUACGGGCGGCCCUGGACCAGGCCAGACAGGCGAGCCAGCUGAAGAGGGAAGCGGCGAGCGCUACCAACGGGCACGGAGGGUCGCCCAGGCAAGGUUACCCGGCCAGCGGCAUCAUCUCGCCCUCGGACGACAAACUGGCUGCCAGGCUGCAGCAGCUGGUGACAGAGAACCCCGGGAAGUCGAUUUCUGUUUUUCUCAACCCCGAUGAUGUCACAAGGCCGCACUUCCGCAUCGAUGACAAGUUCUACUGACCUGAGAGUAAUGGUGUGCUAACGACACACACUUUCUUCAAAACACAUGGAAACGGCGAGUCAUCUAGGAAGGCUCGAGAGUCAAAACACUACAGAGCCUCACUGCUCUCCUAUCCCGCCCCCUCCUGGAGGCUAACGACAAUGAUGCUAACGCUAACAACGCUGCUGAACUAUGACACUACCAAAAACACCUUUGCACACUCCCAGGAGCAGGAGGCUGACCCUAGAGAGCCCCAGGCUACAGAAACCAACACUCUUCUAUCCAUUUAGUAGUGAGUGAUGUCAUAAAGAGACCUCACCACAGGAAAAAGGCUCGUUGAGUUACCACGGAGACCGCUGCUCUUUUAUGAGCUUGCCGUAACGAGAUGUUUAAAAAAAAAUAAUAAAGAACCGCUUUAGAGUGAAGAAAGUCUUCUGCUGCUCCCAUUCAAUGGCAUGGCGUACCCAAAGGGUUUCUCCUCUCUCCACACUAAUGAGAAAUACUGUAUUUGCCCCUUUUUUCCCAAUGCCCAAUCAAAGUGGGUGAUAGUACCAGGAUUCUCCAUUUUAUACUCAACUAUGAUGGAACUGAAUGUAAUUUGGUGUGGGGCAAUGUCUUUGAACAAAUAGUAUUUUCUUUCUAUACUUUUUAUCCCUUUUUUUCUGUUUGCUCUCUGCCCCUCUCGUUCUCAUACUUCCUUUCUCUCUCUUUCCCCUUCUCUCUCAGGUAUUUUUAAUGUUGUUUAUUGUUUUUCUAUGGACGCAGACUUCCUCUUGGAGGGUUAUGGUUCCCCUCCAUCUAUCUUGAAUGGUAUAACCCAGGGUUGUCCUUCCAUUUCAACACUUACUAUGUGACGUAACGCACCAAAGAUCCACUGGAUGGGUGUGUCGAGGAGCCUUUGCUUCUUCAAUCUACCACCCCAUAAGAAAGUUAUCUGUACUCACUGACCCAGAGUCAGUCUGUACUCUUAAAGGAAAGAUUCACCCAUUUUGAAUGCUAUAUUAUUUUUGGUAAUCUCUAAGUGACGUUAUAUCUAUUCCCGGGGUAAUUUCAUGUUUAUCUGAGCUAUUGCAGUUCAAGCACGCCGAAAUAAAGCCGCUCUCACUACUCUGGAAGUUAACUUAAAUAUGACUUUUAGAUUGCGAAAAAGUCUAUCAUACAUGUCAGAUUUCAAUACUGGCUUGGUUAUUUUCUCUCAAAUUAGCCAAUGAUCAUAUUUUUUGCAAUAUUCCUACCUCGAAAUUUCUUAUGAGGGUCCACCACAUUUCUCCUAUUUGUCUGCUUCUUCAGUCCAGAGUGCAUUGUAUGGUGCCGUUGCAUGGCCAUUGCGAAUGUCAGACUCCUCUCUGCGAGGUACAUCGAUCUGCAGGUUGAACGUGGUGAGAUUGUAGACUCCUAAAUUCAUAGUGCAGUUUAGGUGAUUUUUACAGCCAACUCGCUACUUCACAUGCUGAUAUUGUAUUUGGUGUUGUUGUGUCUAGCUACACUUGCUAGCUAGCUACCGACCAAGCUAGCCAGCCAGCCCAUAGAGGGAGCAUUGCAUUGUGGGUUUGGUAGUCGAUCUGAGCUGCAACAGAUUUCCACAUGUUGCUACCAACCUUAUUAUAACGACAAAAUGAAACAUUUGUUCACCAGAAAUAUUGAUCUCACACAGUGUUAUUUAACACUGUAAAUUAUACCAAUUAGUGGUUUUGGGCGGAUUUUGUCUUUAACCCUCAUAUUCCCCACCUUUACCUUCCUGACCAACAUGCCGAUCAGCGGUCACCUCAUCAAUUUGCCUCGAUUCAGAGGGGUUGGGUUAAAUGCGGAAGACCCAUUUUCAGUUGAAGGCGUUCAGUUGUACAACUGACUAGGUAGUUUAUCAUCAAAUAAGGGUAAUAUCAUAGGGGCUAUAAACUUUAAUUCAGUUAUUUUCUUACAGUCCCUUUGAAAAUGUAUACCAUGGUACAUUUACAUUGGGGCUCUAAUGGUGGGAUGUGGUCAUUAAAUGUUGUAUGAUAUUAACAAACUACCUAUAUGGAGACAGGUUGGUGCGGAAAGGAGGAGAGGUACGGUAGGGUUAGCUGCUGAAACGGUUGGCACACUGCUCGAUUGUAUUCUAAUCUCCAUGUUACGAAAUGAAAGCACUGCCAUGGCUUGGCAAGGCUACAUCAUGUCAUCUGUAUGAGGCUUGUGUAAGGGCUAUUUUCUUUGUUCCACUUUUGUGUGUGUGUGUAUGAAGAUGGGGAGGUUUUCAUGGUUUGUGGUUGAAACUCAGAGGAAAAGCUUUUUGUCUUGUCUCAGAUUUUAAUUGGAGGAAACUUGACUGGUUUUGUAAUGGUCCCUCUCUCGCUCUUCUGCUUGGUUUGCCUGUUUUAAUAAGCUGUGUGUGAUCGGACCACUGAUCAAGCUCUUUAAAUGUGCUGAUGUAGAGCGAGUUAGAGAUCCAAAGAGAUGGAACAGGAGCUAAUGCACAGCAGGACACAAACACCCAAUGUGCAAGCCUCCUUUCUACAUCCCCUUGUGCCCUCCUCUCUCUCUGUGUGAGAGUCUUGGGGGGCCUUAUCUUGUCCACCCAGAUGUGUUGGAUGGGGAGACGGGCCAGCCUCUGGCCCUUUGUACAGAUUAGUGGUAAAGGAUGGGGCUGCUGGGAACUGGGACAGCCGCUUGUCUCUCUCUCGUUAUAUAUCUGUCUCACCUUCUCAUUAUUUAGCUGCGUCUGUCUCUUCUCACUUGUUUUCCUUCUAUAGCCUCCCAUCCAAUGAGUGGAAGUCACAUCUCCUGAAUACAAACAGUAUCAACACCUUUCUAUCACCAGAUUGGCUCUAAUCGGCAUUGGCUUAGACCGAGGGUGUGUCCAAAAUGGCACCCGAUUCCCUAUAUAGUGCACUUCUGCCCCAUGGUCUCCGGUCAAAAGUAGUGCACUGCAUAGGGAAUAGGGUGCCAUUUAAGAAGCACAGAGUAUCAGAUGUGCUUGUUGAAUAUCAUUAGUGGAACGUCAUGGACAUCACUCAAGCAUCAUCGGAACACUAAAUCAAAUAACAUUUUAGUUGUCAAAUGCGCUGAGUUCAACAGGUAUAACCUUACAACAAAGCAGUUUUAAGAAAAAUAAGUCUUAGGUAAAAAAGAGGUAAGUAAGAAAUAAAAUGAUCAAAUAAAUAAAGAGCAGCAGUAAAAUAACAGUAGCGAGGCUAUAUACAGGGGGUACCGGUACAGACUCAAUGUGCGGGGGCACCGGUUAGUAGAGGUAAUAUGUAUGUAGGUAGAGUUAGUGACUAUACAUAGAUAAUAAUCCGAGAGUAGCAGCAGUGUAAAACGGGGUGGAGGGACAAUGCAAGUAGUCUGGGUAGCCAUAUGAUUAGUUGUUCAGGUGGUAGAAGCUGUUAAGUCUUUUGGACCUAGACUUGGCUCCCCGGUACCGCUUGCCGUGCGGUAGCAGAGAGAACAGUCGAUGACUAGGGUGGCUGGAGUCUUUGAACAUUUUUAGAGCCUUUGACACACCGCCUGGUAUAGAGGUCCUGGGUGGCAGGAAGCUUGGCCCCAGUGAUGUACUGGGCCGUAGGCACUACCCUCUAGUGCCUUGCGAUCGGAGGCUGAGCAGUUGCCAUACCAGGCAGUGAUGCAACCAGUCAGGAUGCUCUCGAUGGUGCAGCUGUAGAACUUUUUGACGACCCAUGCCAAAUCUUUUCAGUCUCAUGCGGGGGAAUAGGCUUUGUUGUGCCCUCUUCACAGGUGUGUUUGGAACAUGAUAGUUUGUUGGUGAUGUGGACACCAAGGAACUUGAAGCUCUCAACCUGAUCCACUACAGCCCUGUUGAUGAGAAUGGAGGAGUGCUCGGUCCUCCUUUUCCUGUAGUUCAAAAUCAUCUCCUCUGUCUUGAUCACGUUCAGGGAGAUGUUGUUAUCCUGGCACCACAUGGCCAGGUCUCUGACCUCCCUAUAGGCUGUCUCGUCGGUAAUCAGGCCUACCACUGUUGUCGUCGGCAAACUUAAUGAUGGUGUUGGAGUCGUGUCUGGCCAUGCAGUCAUGGGUGAGCAGGGAGUACAGGAGGGGACUGAGCAUGCACCCCUGAGGGGCUCCAGUGUUGAGGAUCAGCGUGGCAGAUGUGUUGUUGCCUACCCUUACCACCUGGGGGGUGGCCCGUCAGGAAGUCCAGGAUCCAGUUGCAGAGGGAGGUGUUUAGUAACAGGAUCCUUAGCUUAGUGAUGAGCUUUGAGGGCACUAUGGUGUUGAACGCUGAGCUGUAGUCAAUGGAUAGCAUUCUCACGUAGAUGUUCCUUUUGUCCAGGUGGGAAAGGGCAGUAUGGAGUGCAACAGAGAUUGCGUCAUCUGUGGAUCUGUUUGGGCGGUCUCCGGGAGGAUGCUGUUGAUGUGAUGCAUGACCAGCCUUUCAAAGCACUUCAUGGCUACAGACGUGAGUGCUACGGGUUGGUAGUCAUUUAGGCAGGUUACCUUCGUGUUCUUGGGCACAGGGACUAUGGUGGUCUGCUUAACAUGUUGGUGUUACAGACUCAGUGGGGGACAGGUUGAAAAUGUUAGUGAAGACACUUGCCAGUUGGUCAGCGCAUGCUCAGCGAGCACGUCCUGGUAAUCCGUCUGGCCCUACGUUCUUGUGAAUACUACAGGUCUUUGAAAACUUUUCUUAGUGAUUUUAUAUUCUCUGGAAUGUGAUAGAAUCACUACUUUAUUGGUACUGCAUAUAUUGGGUACAGUACUACUAUAUCAGUAUUGAUACUGUUUUUGAAUAGCUUCUGUUAGUGGAGUGAAUUAGGAACUACUGGUGAAUUGUGUGGGUACUUCUGUUCUUUAUAGCCUUGGUACAGGUGAGUGUAUGAAUCAAAAGGACACCUUGACGAACCAAAGAAUCUAGUGUUGCUGACAAUACAGAAGGAUGAACACCCAGAGGAUAGAGUUGAGUGCGGGUUUGUUAACUGCAAAGUAAUCAAAUUAAGUGUAUUGGUCGUGUACACAGAUUUGCAGGUGUAGCGAAAUGCUUGUGUUUCUAGCUCCGACAGUUCAGUAAUACCUAGCAAUAUAACAAAGUAAGCACAAUCCCAAAAAUGUAUUAAAAAAGAAACGAAGAGAUAUCAAUAUGAGAAGUAUAAUAUAGAAGUAUUUGUGUGUGGGUGGGUGGGUCCAGCACUUUCAAGGUGGCGGUUUUCGACACACCACAGCCUGACGUUGUAAUAAUGUUCAUGAACGUUGCCUUGAGCAUUUCUGAAAGUUGUCAGGAUGGUUGAGACUUCCUUUUGUAAUGUUCUUCCUUCCUGAAUGCUUCCCUAAGUUUUAAACGCACCACCGUUCAACGUCGUAGUAAAGUUGUUAGAACAUUGACAGACUUCCUGAAUGCUCCCCUGAAGUUUUAAAUUCAGUGCCAGCGUUUGAAAUAUGCAAUGUCAGGUGUAUCUCACUGUGUACUGCCUAGUUAGUAGGCAUAUACAUUAGUAUGAUGCUUUAGCCUAUUUUUGAAAAAUGGAAACGUACACAAUUUGAUACUGGUGCAGAAUGUCAAAAUCAAGAGUUAACAGCAGCAGUGCUAUGCAAUCGUGUACCCAAUCUAACUUCUAAUGGACUAUCUGCUGCAGAAAGAGCUGUUGUCAGUAAUAUGAGGUAAUUGUACUGAUAAAACUACUAAAUGUUAUAUUAUUUUGUGCUUAAACUACUGAUAAUUGUUUUUGAUUGAAAAUGAACAAAUAAUGAAUGUAACCAAUUUUACCUCCUUGACUCAUCACUCAAUCAAUUCAAAUAUAGUUGAAGAAAAAUAUAUCCAUGCAAAUCCUGACUGAAUUACCAUAUAAAAGAGCUGCAAUAUCGUCAAUGACUCCACCCCAUAUCUGGAAAUAUUUGCAAUUUAAAACUUGACUACUUUCUACUUCCUCUUCCUUCAUAAAGUGCAAAUUAACUUUAUCAUGAAUGUUUUGCUGUAUUUAUUUUCUCUGGGUUGUAUUGAAUGAUGAUCAUUGAUGGUACUGCUGUAGCAUGAAAUAAAUCUACAUCUUGAUCA
This is a messenger RNA of Salvelinus fontinalis (brook trout), 7697 nucleotides long. RefSeq names its product nucleotidyltransferase MB21D2-like. The coding region runs from base 166 to 1734 and encodes 522 amino acids. The record is from RefSeq and is a predicted model, not a curated record. Lineage: Eukaryota; Metazoa; Chordata; Actinopteri; Salmoniformes; Salmonidae. The transcript has 6 exons.